AUGCAGGGGGUUUCAAUCUCGACACCUGGAUGUGAUGUAGUCGGAAUCAUAAGUCAUGAAAUCGGACACGCACUUGGAAUCUUUCACGAACAAGCACGUCCAGACCAGGAGAGGCACAUUGCUGUAAAUUACAACAAUAUUCCGAUCAGCCGAUGGAAUAAUUUUAAUUCUGUUGGAACUAGUCAGGCGGAAACAUUUGGUCUACCUUACGAUACAGGAUCUGUCAUGCAUUAUGGCCCAUUCGGAUUCGCAUCUGACCCAUACACUCCGACGAUACGAACUCUAGAACGCAUCCAGCAGAACACUAUCGGUCAGAGAAUAGGUCCUUCAUUUCUAGACUUUCAGGCGAUUAAUGCGGCCUACGGCUGCAACGAACACUGUGCUCCUUUGGAUUGCUUACAUAAUGGGUAUCCGCAUCCAAAUAAUUGCUCAGUAUGCACUUGUCCAGACGGAUUCAGCGGACGGUUUUGUGAAUCUGUCCAUCCAUCUGUUGGAGACUGCGGUGGCUUGAUUAUGGUAUCAAAUAUGCCACAAUUUAUAACUAGUCCAAACUAUCCUCUCGGAUUCAAGAGUGGUGUGGAAUGUUACUGGCUACUCCGUGCACCAUCGCAAGGUCGUGUUUUCUUGGAAUUCGUCGAUUUAUUUGAGUUUCAUUGUGAGGAUACCUGUGACAAGUCUUAUGUGGAGGUAAAGUACCACAAUGACAAACGUCUUACUGGGGCGAGGUUUGUUCUGCAAUUUCUCCAAUUUCUGAUUGCACAAUGA
Messenger RNA from Cylicostephanus goldi, 765 nucleotides. Lineage: Eukaryota; Metazoa; Nematoda; Chromadorea; Rhabditida; Strongylidae. The record is from the annotation of a GenBank genome assembly.